ACUACAAUUGAAAACAGCUGAUUCAGACUCGCAUGUGGACAAUUUCAUUGUACAUAUUUUACUUGCCAUAAGCAGAUAAAUAGUAAAUAAAAUAAAUUAAAUUUAAAAUGGGUUUAUCACCAGGAGUUAAGGAACGUUUGGAAGUUGUCUAUGAAAUCGCCAAAACCACAUUCCAUUGGGGUUUUGUGCCAAUGGUUUUGUAUUUGGGUUUCAAGAAAGGAGCUGAACCUGGUAUGCCACCAUUAACUAUUAUGAGCUUAUUGUGGCAAUAAUUGGAAAUGGCAUUUAUUAGUUCUUAAAAUUUGGGUUCUGGGCGGGUUUAUUCAAUGUGUACCUAAACACUACAGUAAUGUAGAUCAUCUGUUGGGUUAAUAAAUCAAUUGUGAUUGAAAAAACA
Messenger RNA from Stomoxys calcitrans (stable fly), 397 nucleotides. It is a transcript of the gene Tom7, whose product is annotated as mitochondrial import receptor subunit TOM7 homolog. Gene Ontology annotation, biological process: protein import into mitochondrial matrix. The record is from RefSeq and is a predicted model, not a curated record. NCBI's taxonomy places the organism in Eukaryota, Metazoa, Arthropoda, Insecta, Diptera, Muscidae. The transcript has 2 exons. Bases 108 to 272 code for a protein of 54 amino acids. Gene Ontology annotation, cellular component: mitochondrial outer membrane translocase complex.